Messenger RNA from Limanda limanda (common dab), 2029 nucleotides. It is a transcript of the gene traf2b, whose product is annotated as Tnf receptor-associated factor 2b. The coding region runs from base 163 to 1725 and encodes 520 amino acids. Gene Ontology annotation, cellular component: plasma membrane signaling receptor complex; cytoplasmic side of plasma membrane. Gene Ontology annotation, molecular function: ubiquitin-protein transferase activity; zinc ion binding; ubiquitin protein ligase binding. Gene Ontology annotation, biological process: regulation of apoptotic process; positive regulation of JNK cascade; protein K63-linked ubiquitination. Lineage: Eukaryota; Metazoa; Chordata; Actinopteri; Pleuronectiformes; Pleuronectidae. The record is from RefSeq and is a predicted model, not a curated record. The transcript has 11 exons.
UCCUCAGCUGUGGGAAUGGAGCGCACCCUGGGAGAAACGUAAACAGCCCUGUAAAGGUUGCCGUGCCCUUCUCAUCAUGCGGUGACGGACAGACGUGUCCCCGUCCGCCGGCAAAGACACACGACAACCCCGGCAAGAAGAGCUCCAGGUGGCGGGACAAGGAUGGCCCGAAUAUCGCUGGACUGUGCAAACUCUUUACCGGGGAUCCCACUCAGUGUUCUCUCAGUGCCCAUGGAGAAUAAAUACAAAUGUCAGCAGUGUCUCCAGGUCCUGAGGAAGCCCGUUCAGGCUCAGUGCGGCCAUCGCUUCUGUGUACACUGCUUCAAGCAGCUCACCAGUUCUGGGCCAAAGCCUUGUGAGGCCUGCCGCCAGGAGGAAAUAUAUGAGGAGCCUAUGUCCAUCCUUCAUAGUAAUGAGGCCUUUCCAGACAAUGCAGCAGGUCGAGAAAUUGCCAGUCUUCCAGCCAGGUGUUUGAACCAAGGCUGCAAUUGGACGGGCUCUAUAAAAGAGUAUGAGGCUCAGCAUGAAGGCCAAUGCGACUUUGAUCGAGUUCAGUGCGAGGCCUGCAACACCUCCAUCCUGCUCUCGGACAAGUCCCGCCACAAUGAGAGAGAAUGUGAGGCCAGAACUCUCAACUGUAAAUACUGCAAGAUGACUUUCAACUUUAAAGAAAUCAAGGCCCAUGAUGAAAUCUGCCUGAAGUUCCCAUUACAAUGUAAAGACUGUGGCAAGAAGAAGAUCCCAAGAGAAAAGUUCAUUGACCACAGCCGAAUCUGUGCCAAGUCGAAGAGUGCCUGUCCAUUCAGUGAAGUGGGCUGCAAAUUUGUGCUGGACAACGGGAAGCUCAGUGACCACGAGCACAGCAGCACCAUGGAGCACCUGCGUCUGCUGCUGCCCAUGGUGAUGUCAGUGGGUCGGGUCCGUGCAGAGGCUUCAGGUCCCGGCGAGUGGCAGGAGGACUCUGGCCUGGGCCUGUACAGGGCUCCUGAGGAGGGAGUCAGUAUGGACUGUGGCGCUGCAGCCUCCCCACAGUCGGUGGAUGUGGAGAAGAAGGUGAUUGCUUUAGAAAACAUAGUGUGUGUCUUGAACCGUGAAGUGGAGCGCAGCACUGUGACGUUGGAAGCUUUCUCGCAUCAACAUCGCUUAGACCAGGAAAAGAUUGAGGAUCUGUCAAACAAAGUACGACAGCUGGAGAGGACGCUGAAUAUGAGAGACUUGCAGCUGUCGGAGACCGAGCAUCUGCUGCGAGAACUCCAGUUCUGCACCUACGAUGGGAUCUUUGUCUGGAAAGUCUCAGACUUCGCGCGCCGCAGACAGGACGCUGUUGGUGGGCGGACUCCUGCAAUGUUCUCACCUGCGUUUUACUCCAGCAAGUACGGCUACAAAAUGUGUCUGAGGCUGUAUCUGAACGGCGACGGAACGGGACGGGGAACGCACCUUUCGCUGUUCUUCGUGGUCAUGAGGGGCCGGUAUGACGCUCUGAUGAAAUGGCCGUUCAGUCAGAAGGUGACUCUAAUGCUCUUGGAUCAGAAUAACAGGGAGCACAUAAUCGACGCUUUCCGCCCUGAUGUCACCUCCACAUCCUUCCAGCGGCCGAUCAGUGAGAUGAACAUCGCCAGUGGCUGCCCGUUGUUCUGCCCACUGGCCAAAUUGGCCGGCAAGAGCCCCUAUUUGAGAGAUGACACCAUUUUCAUCAAAGCCAUUGUCGACCUCACGGGCUUAUAGAUUUCCGGCUGUGGAAGCUGCACUUAAGUUUCAUGAAGAAGUCUAGACUGAAUUAUAAUGGUAAUAAUAAUAUGACCUAGUAGUAGGCAUUAUACUAUAUCAAGCAUGUGACCAUAACAUUACAUGAUCAAGAGAUAUAUAGAAUCUUAUAAUUAAUGCUUUAGGAAGAAAGUCAUGUUAUGAUGGAGACAACAUAACCACCACAUUAUGGUGGUGGAUCUGUUGUGGUUAUUAGAAUAUAUAUAUCAAUGCAUUUUGUUAGUGUGUAAGGCUUUCAGCAGGCUUUAUGAAGAACAACGCUCAA